CGCCUCUUUCCGCGUUAACCCGGAAGUAGAUUGCGCGCGGCGGGGGGCUCACCGGGGUGGCUCCAAUAUGGCGUGGAGGGGCUACUCCGUCCUGCUCAGACUCACCGUAGAAGAUGCUCUACGGAGCUCCGUGAGGGGAGGCAGGUGGCCUCUGACCUUCCAACAGCGCCGUGGUUUCAAGAAGGCCGCAAAGAAACCAGAACCAAAGAAUGUGGUGGAGGAUCCGGGUCCCAGCAGGACCUCGGAGCCCCACUGGGACCCUCAGCUGCAUGGCCCCCAACGGGCCCUCAGUCGCCUCAUCAGGCCCUUCGUCUUCACUGUGGGGUUUACAGGCUGCUCGUUCGCCUCGGCGGCCAUCUGGCAGUACGAAUCGCUCAAGUCCAGAGUCCAGAGCUACUUCGACGAGAUCCGAGCCGAUUGGUUGGACAAGCUGCGACCGCAGAAACGGGGGGAUGUCCGCAAAGAGAUCAACCAAUGGUGGAACAGUCUGAGUGAGGGGCAGCGGACAGUCACAGGAAUCAUUGCUGCUAACGCCGUUGUGUUCUGCUGUUGGAGAAUCCCGUCCCUGCAGCGCCACAUGAUCAGAUACUUCACGUCCAACCCCGCCUCCAAGACCCUGUGUUCUCCGAUGCUCCUCUCCACCUUCAGUCACUUCUCGUUUUUCCACAUGGCGGCGAACAUGUACGUCCUGUGGAGUUUCUCCAGUAGCGCUGUAUCCAUGUUGGGACGAGAGCAGUUCAUGGCUGUUUACCUGUCGGCAGGUGUGGUGUCCACGUUCUUCAGUUACCUGUGUAAAACCCUCAGUGGGAGGUUGGGUCCAUCUCUGGGAGCAUCCGGAGCCAUCAUGGCCGUCCUCGCCGCCGUCUGCACUAAAAUGCCUGAAGCCAAGUUGGCCAUCAUCUUCCUGCCCAUGUUCACCUUCACCGCCAGCAACGCGCUGAAGGCCAUCGUUGCCAUGGAUACGGCCGGUCUGGUGUUGGGGUGGAAGUUCUUUGACCACGCCGCUCAUUUAGGCGGAGCCAUGUUUGGGAUAUGGUACAUCCUGUUUGGUCACGAGCUCAUCUGGAAGAACCGCGAUCCGUUUGUCAAACUGUGGCACGACCUGAGGACCCGCGGCGGUCCGGGCGGCGGCGGGGAGCGAGGAGGCUCAGCGUAGGGAACGCUAGGACUGAUGGGAAAUAAGUGAUGUAUAAAAUGUACAGACUGUGCAUCGAUCAGGAAACAGGUGAUUUAACACAAACACCUGCGUCUCAGAUGAUUCUUGUCCAUAUUUAUUAUUAUGAGUCAGUUUUGUUCAUGUGUCGGGAACAAAAGAGAUUGACUGAAAAUAAAAGUUGAAUUACACAAAAGUGACGCGGUGGUGCAGUGGAUAGCACCGGCACCUCACAGCAAGAAGGUCCUGGGUUCGAUUCCAGCACCUGGGACCUUUGUGUGUGGAGUUUGCAUGUCCUCCCCAUGUCUGCGUGGGUUCUCUCCG
Sphaeramia orbicularis (orbiculate cardinalfish) is the source of this 1477-nucleotide messenger RNA. It is a transcript of the gene parlb, whose product is annotated as presenilin associated, rhomboid-like b. The coding region runs from base 68 to 1156 and encodes 362 amino acids. The record is from RefSeq and is a predicted model, not a curated record. Lineage: Eukaryota; Metazoa; Chordata; Actinopteri; Kurtiformes; Apogonidae. Gene Ontology annotation, molecular function: serine-type endopeptidase activity. Gene Ontology annotation, cellular component: membrane. The transcript has 10 exons.